Molecule: messenger RNA, 609 nt
Organism: Rhopilema esculentum
Lineage: Eukaryota; Metazoa; Cnidaria; Scyphozoa; Rhizostomeae; Rhizostomatidae
Source: RefSeq, a predicted model, not a curated record
AACAUCCAAGGUAAGCUGAAUUCCAAGGUAACAUCUAUUGAUGCCAAAGUAAAUUCGCAACACAUUGCUCUGGAGCAUAUUGACGGAGAAUGCGAAGGAAUCUCAAACCAAGUUGACUACCUAGAGAAUCAAUCGAGACGUAAUAAUAUCAAGAUACUUGGGCUAGCAGAGAGGAAAGAGGAACGCACUUGGGAUGACACCGAGGAGGUUAUCAAGUCGACAAUCAAAGACACCCUUGGCGUUGAAGAAAAUGUCGAAAUAGAGAGAGCUCAUCGCAUUGGGAAACCCCGUAGGCCUAACGCAGUUGGCCAAGAUGGCCGUCCUCUCGGUCCACGUGCUGUUGUUGCCAAGCUGUCCAACUGGAAGCAGAAGGAAAGAAUCUUAGCGGCUGCAAGGAAGAAAAAGCCUGAUGGAUUGAUGUUUGUCCAAGAUUUUUCACAGCGAAUACUCAACAGACGUGAUGAGCAAAAGGUUGAUUUGAAAAAGGCAAGGGAAGAUGGCAAAAUAGCCUAUUUUGUCAUGGACCGAUUGAUAAUUCGAGAACCUCCUGAAAAGAACAACAAGAGUUUCAUAUCCAAUGACAGUAAAAUUUCCUUCACGGAGUCGUAA